CAAGAACCCCAAGCGGAAGUUGCCGCUGUCAAGCGGAAGUUGCCGCAAUGUCAACUUCCGCUUUGUUCCAGCUAGCUUCACCGACGGGCUGGCAAACUUUGCGAUAAUGUCGCCGACGUUGUGAUAUUUGUGUUCGGCGUUGUUUCACCAUGUGGCGCGUGUGCGUAUUUGCGUUUGUGGCCCAGUUCUGCUUGGGCGGAGCUGUUAAUUCGAGAAUUACACCGGAGAAAAUGGAUACACUUCAUUCUAUUCUGGCUGAUUUUGAGAUUCUACCAGUGUCGGAGCUCCAGUUACACUCUGUGAGAAAGAGGGACGUCCAUGCCCCGUCCCACCUUGAGCGACUGGUCAGCUUCAGAGCUUUGCACAGACAUUUCAAGCUGUAUUUGACCACCAACACAGAGCUUUUCACUGAGAAUUUCCAAGCUGUGUUUGUCGAUAAACUCGGAAGGGAGGAGAACUAUGACAUUCAGCUUCAGAACUAUUUCACGGGGCACGUGGUCGGUGAAGAGAACUCUCGUGUGCAGGCACACAUUGAUGGCGAUGAGUUUUCAGCUCACAUUCUAACUGAUGAAGCGGAGUACAAUGUAGAGCCCUUAUGGCGUUUUACAGACAGCGGUGGCGAUGGCAGGUUGCUGGUGUAUCGCUCUGAAGACAUCAGGAAUCUGAGCCGCAUCGCUUCUCCAAAAGUGUGUGGUUACGUCCAUGCCGAGGACUUGCUGCUCAGGACCCCCAGGGCGAGUUUGUAUGAGCCCAACGUUACAGACAAGCUAAAUGAUUUUCAUCACAGAGAAAAGCGGCAAGUUCACGACCACAAAAAGAACACCUGCCGCCUAUUGCUAGUUGCAGACCACCGCUUCUUUAAACACAUGGGCCGCGGACAAGAGAGUGUCACACUCAAUUACCUGAUUGAGCUGAUCGAUCGAGUGGAUGACAUAUAUCGAAAUACAACCUGGGCUGAUGACUUAAAAGGAUACGGGGUGCAAAUACAUCAGAUGAUCAUCCACAGGGAGCCCACUAAACCUCCUGCUGGCCGACCUAGCACCAGCUGGGUCCACUACAACAUGGAAAACAGUCCUGUUCGAGGCAAGGUGGUUUGGGAUGUCAAGAAGCUUCUGGAGCAAUUCAGCUCAGACAUAGCUGACAACGCGUCCACUGUGUGCCUGGCCCACUUGUUUACCUACCAGGACUUUGACGAGGGUACCCUGGGUCUCGCCUAUGUAGCCCCCUCCAAACCUCAGGCCCUGGGUGGCCUCUGCCCCAAACCAUAUUAUCCAUCUCUGUCUGCCAAGAAGCCCAGUUACCUCAACACCGGCUUGACCAGCACCAAGAAUUACGGAAAAUCAAUCCUGACAAAGGAGGCAGAUUUGGUGACCACUCAUGAGCUGGGCCACAACUUUGGAGCAGAGCAUGAUCCGGACAACAUUCCUUACUGCGCUCCUAGUGACGACGACGGGGGAAAGUUUGUCAUGUAUCCAAUUGCUGUGAGCGGAGAUCAUGUCAACAACAAGCGUUUCUCCAACUGCAGCAAGAUCUCCAUUGGAAAGACGCUGCGUUACAAGGCUCCUGUGUGCUUCACUGAGAGGAACAGCAAAGUUUGUGGCAACUCCCGAGUGGAAGAAGGAGAGGAUUGUGACCCGGGCCUGCUCCACCUCUACGACGACCCUUGUUGCUCUUCGAGCUGCAAGUUCAAAUUUGGUUCUCAGUGCAGUGACCGUAACAGCCCAUGCUGCAGAAACUGCAGGUUUGAGCUGGCAGGAACAAGAUGUCAAGAGCCAAUUAGUGCGACCUGUAAGGGCAUAGCCUUCUGCACAGGCAACAGCAGUCGAUGUCCUCCCCCCGAAAACGCCAUCGACGACACUGUUUGCGUUGACAACGGCCGGUGCCGCAAUGGAGAGUGCAACCCGUUCUGUGAGGCCUUACAGAACCUUCAGUCCUGCGCCUGCACUGCCACCGAAGAUUCCUGCAAAGUGUGCUGCCGGAGGAAAGAUGGCACCUGCUCGCCUUUUGUCCUGAACGAUGGCAACUUCCUUUUCCUACGUAAAGGGAAACCGUGCACUGUGGGCUUCUGCGACGAGAAUGGAAAGUGCAUGAAGCAGGUGCAGGAUGUAAUUGAGCGUCUCUGGGACUUCAUUGACAAACUGGACAUAAACACAUUUGGAAAAUUUCUGGCAGAUAACAUUGUGGGUUCUGUUGUGGUGUUCUCACUCAUCUUCUGGAUCCCUCUUAGUAUUCUGGUCCACUGCGUGGACAAGAGGCUCGACCAGCAGUAUGAGGAGAACACGAUGUCGUUGUACCGUCCACUUAAUCAAGAAAUCCUGAGCAACCUGGAGUCGGCCUCCAUGCGCAUCGUCAAGCCUCCUCAGCCUCCCUCUUCCUCCUCCGCCGGUCCGACCGUGCUCUUGUCGCAGCCCCGCCAGGCGCCGGCGGCCCCGUUUGCGGCCAGCGCCGUCUCAAAGCCGAACCGCGACCCGAGCUGCGAGGGCACGCCGGACAGCGUCUGCAGCGGCGGGGGGGUGCGGAUGGCCACCAUCCAGGAGGACAACAGCAGCGACUCUCACCCGGUCGAGGAGGCGGGCCGGGGCGACGACUUCCCAACCGCAGGAGCCUGCUUGUCGGCUACGAGAUCCUCCUACGAGGAUCUGAGCGAUCAGAGCCCGUCGGCCCGGGAAAGGCGGCGUCUCCAGAGGCAGCAGUGCUUUGACACCAAAGAGACAGAGUGUUGAGUCUGGUCACUAUCUAACAUUCAUGUGGACACUUCUUCAAUGGGAAGCCAUUUGAGGAUUUAGUUGCUGUCAAGCUCAAGGUCCAUGUACUAGUGUCCUCUUUUUCCGAACUAGUAGGACAACCACAUGUUACAUUUGGGGCAGAACUGCAGUAGGUAAGUGAAACGCAGCUAUUCAGAAGGAAUCGGGACCAAGCCCUGCAAUGAACAGCAAAAAGGCAUUUGUAAAUGCCUCCUCGGCACAACGAUGCUACCAGAUGGCGAUUAUGCAGAAAUAAAACAGCGAAUAGGUGAAUUUUCUGAAAAUAACUUGAGGUGACUGACUACCAAACCAGAACUAUAAGCUAGUGAAGUGUUGCACGCUAACUGGUUUAAUUUUUUUCCGAGCCGCAUGCAGUCAUCAACUAGUGAAGUUUUGUCUGUAUGUCAAAGUUGUUUUAGUAGUCAGGACAAAGUACUAGUACAUGGACCGAAAGCCGGACAUUGAAUAAGUGCACAAACUGCUUGCCAUAAAGCCCUUUGAGCAUUUUGUUGCAGUGCACUAGUUUUCCUUGGUAAUUCCGCGCAGAGCCGCUUCAGUAUUUUUCUUUCCUACUAUUCCGCUGACUUUUCUUACUAGUUAGGACAAAGAGCACUAGUACAUAGACCUUGAACCGGAUAUCAAGGAUUUCAAAUGACGUUCCGCAAUAUUCUUCGUUCGAUUCGGAUGAAGUGCCAUUUCCUCUUUCGUUGUACCUCAGCCGCAUUUUACAGUAUUUGCUAGCUCAAGUCGCCAGGCUGCACUUUGGAAGCAUGUCCGCUGUAUAUUCACGUACACUGGAUGAUCGUCUUACUGUAACACCCGACUAUUUUUGGGGGACAGGGACAGGCCUGAUGCGAAUAGCGGGGGGAAAAAAAAAAAAAAACACACAAAUACUUUGACAAUAGCAAGUCUGUGUUUUGUUUUUAGAGUAGAAUUGUUUGUGAAUAGUUAAUGGCAUAUAUGCAGAUUACUAUAUAUUCGUGCCCCGUGUCACAAUUGUUUCUCUUUUUUUUUUUUUUUUUUUUUUAAUAUGUCCGCUUCUUGUUACCCUAACUGCAAAACACUGUUGUGCCUUUCCUGGACUGUUAUUCCCCCUCAUCCAGAGUGAGAUAGAAAAAGGGAAGUCCUGUUGUGAAGCUGUGAGGUGCUCAAAGUUUUGUUGCCGUUAUAUUCGUGUGCUCGUGUCAAAUUGUAGCCGGUGUUGCCUGCUGUUUACAGUUUAGGCCAAAAGAGCAAUAGAGCUGACGUGAACUGGAUGGAUGUGAAACUGUUACUCGGUGAAAAGCUUUUAUUCAUGUCCACUGCUUGCAUUACUUACAUCCAAAUAAAUGGUUUGUCAGUCUUCA
Syngnathoides biaculeatus (alligator pipefish) is the source of this 4090-nucleotide messenger RNA. RefSeq names its product ADAM metallopeptidase domain 17a (gene adam17a). The coding region runs from base 150 to 2723 and encodes 857 amino acids. Gene Ontology annotation, cellular component: plasma membrane. Gene Ontology annotation, molecular function: metalloendopeptidase activity. The transcript is spliced from 19 exons. The record is from RefSeq and is a predicted model, not a curated record. Gene Ontology annotation, biological process: Notch signaling pathway; membrane protein ectodomain proteolysis. Lineage: Eukaryota; Metazoa; Chordata; Actinopteri; Syngnathiformes; Syngnathidae.